GUGUCUUUUUGAUAAGUUCAGUUGGCACCAAACAUGAGCUCUUCUUUUGCUUCUAGAAGGCGGCCCGAUCCGCCCGAGCGUGUUCCUUCUCCUCAUGAUAGAGGUGACCAUGGCCACACAAUAGUGGUUGCCACAGCCACCGCGGUUCCCGUUGCUUCUGUCAGCAGUCAUGAUUCUGCGUCGAGGGACCAGGACAGGACGGUUCUACAGAUUCCGUCUCGUCCCACGGGUGGAGCAGUGUGGACGCAGACUAUGAUUGAUCUGAAAACACGAGACGUCUUUGACGACCACGAAGACAGUGUCAAUAACGACAGCAGCAGCAACUGCAUCCCUCAAUCAUCCAUGGCAACAGCCACGACGGCGGCUCAGAGUUCCACUUGCAGCUUCAACUUGGAAGAUGAAGAAGAGUGGUACCGAAGAGCACACAAUAAUAACAGCAGCACCCACAGUUUCUAUCAAUCCGACAAUGAUUUGGUCAGUGACAUUGCAGAAGAAGAAGAACCAUCUCAACACGAAAGUAAUACCAUUCUUGGAGUCACAGUCUACAAACCACCCGGCCGACAACCAGUGGGAAUUGGAAUCUCCAAUUGUGCCACUGUCGAUGGCAUUCUAGUGACCAAGAUUCACCCCGACAGCAUCUUUCUCAAUACCAAUCUACAAGUAGGAAUGAAGAUUCUACGCAUCAACGACACGGCCGUCUCCAACGCGUUCCCGGCAGACUAUGUGGCCAUGCUGUUGCGAGAAGUCGACGGAUGGAUCACCUUGCACGUCAUGGAUGUACGCGAUUUCUUGCCCGAUGACAAGAAGAAUUCUAGAUUAUUGGACUUGUCACGGCCGGAAUUGCAAUGGACCACCGUUUCCAUUUACAAACCCCAUGCAGACGCUUCCGUGGGAAUUGGAAUUGCCGACCGAACCACCGUCGUUGACAACAACAAUACACCCGCGACAUUUCCCGUCAUUGCUAGUUUUGCAGCGGGUGGUGUUUAUGCCAAAAGUUCCAGUGCCAAGUUGCUCCGAUGCGGGAUGCGGCUCUUGAGCAUUAAUGGAUUCCCCUGUCGAGGGAGAGAUGAUGCCAUCGCCAUGCUGCAAAUUGCGGUCGGCUACCUUGAAAUCACGGCCGGGCCAGAAGAUAUGGUGUUUGUCUGUUCCGCCACCAAAGAACAGCAGUCGUUGGGACUCUGUUUGCAACAAUACGACGAACAAACGCUGAUCGAAUACAUGACGGACGACAGUCUCUUUGCCGACACGGGGUUGCCCAUUCCGUCGCGAAUACUACGGGUUAAUGGUAUGGAAGUCAGUGGUCUGCCGCUCGAUACGCUCAUGUCCAUUCUACAUCACACCGAAGGAACCAUUGCUCUUUUGGUGUCGACCAAGAUCAAGUAGUGGCUGCGUCUUGCAAAUACUGGUACAUGAACGAAAAUGAAUGUGCACGUUUUAUUUAUAUUCAAUCCACAAACAAUGGCAGGUGGAGCCUGGGAAUCUGGCGACCCAAGAUGGCUGGUUUUCCCGCAAAGCGAAUGUCUCGCUGCAGCGAAGAAAUGCGAACGGCAGUUUGGAGCGGCUACAACGAUGGAUCACAAGUACCUGCGGUGUCUACCACCGAGACCAAUCAAAGAUGGACAGAAACGUGGCGACGGCACCAGCCUCACUGUCGUGUAUGAGCUGGCCUCGAUGUGUGCUUUCUUGCCGGACCCCCAGGCCAUGAUAAUAUGCACUCGCUUAGCCAGGAGGGCCAAACCAUGUUGGGACUUGGCUCACCAGCGCUAUGUUUGGACGUUCACGUCAGGACAAGGUCCAUCAACUGGUAGUAACUGUUGUAGCGGAAGGUUUUCAUACGGGCGUUGAGUUCUUUCGUUUGUUGAUCUGACGGGGCGUGGCAUCAGGUGGCUUCCCGUGGCAAGUCUCGGGCCUUGGAUCCAAGCAAAGCCUGAUAGGUCCAUCGUGCGGGUACUCUAGAGCUAGCAGUACACAUUAAGGCCCUUCAUUAUUGUUAGACCCAGGGCAGCCAUUGUCACAUAGCCACUGGAACACUUCCCUUUCGUUAUUCGCGCAGGCAGCUUGAUAUGUUGCUGCACUCCAUGGACAACCAUUUUCACGAGCCCACUUUAAAAUUUCCAAAUGUCC
Molecule: messenger RNA, 2124 nt
Organism: Seminavis robusta
Lineage: Eukaryota; Bacillariophyta; Bacillariophyceae; Naviculales; Naviculaceae
Source: the annotation of a GenBank genome assembly